Messenger RNA from Wasmannia auropunctata (little fire ant), 1350 nucleotides. RefSeq lists its product as uncharacterized. Gene Ontology annotation, biological process: detection of chemical stimulus involved in sensory perception of smell; sensory perception of smell. Gene Ontology annotation, cellular component: plasma membrane. The record is from RefSeq and is a predicted model, not a curated record. Bases 1 to 1200 code for a protein of 399 amino acids. NCBI's taxonomy places the organism in Eukaryota, Metazoa, Arthropoda, Insecta, Hymenoptera, Formicidae. Gene Ontology annotation, molecular function: olfactory receptor activity; odorant binding. The transcript has 9 exons.
AUGGACGAGCGAAAGAACAUUUGGCAAAGUCGCUUUUAUAUAGUUCCUAGAGCGUACAUGAGCAUGGUAGGAAUAUGGCCCUAUCAUGCGUUUCGCGACAGGUGUCUUCUCUUUGUACCGAUGUUUACGUUUUCCAUCACCAUUCUUGUACCUCAACUACUGUAUCUUCUAAUCGCCGCGGCGGAUCUCGACGAUGUGUUCUCGUGCACCCCGUCGAUAUGGAUCACCAUAAUAUUCAGCUUCAAAUUAGGGUGGUUGAUGGUAAACAACAAGAAAUUGAAGACCUGUCUUAAAACGAUGGAGGACGACUGGUUGUCGUUGAAUACGGAUGUAGAAAGGUCCAUUCUACGACGGCACACCGCGUACGGGCGGUACAUCACUCUGACAUACGGAGUCUUCAUGCAGUGCGUGGCAAUUCUUCUCAUAGCGAAGUCGGUCGUGGUGAUGCUGCUGGAGGAUACCUCGGACGCGACGGUAUCCUCCCUGGUGGCGGAAUCGAAGCUACCCCUGCGCGUGGAAUACGGCGAGACGUUAGACCAGCACCUGUAUCCGAUGGCGGUACACUGUUACCUAGCCGUGUUCUCCCACAUAAGCAUCACGAUCGCGGUCGAUUCCUGCUACAUCGCUCUGAUCCGGCACGCGUGCGGGAUGUUCGCGAUCGUUGGACACACGCUGGAACACAUCGGCAAAGACAGCGAUGGCAAUUUCGAACUGAAACCCGACAAGGUAAAAGACGUCAAUUACAACAGAGCUUUGGGCUGCCUGCGCAAGCAUCUGCAUGUGAUACAAUUCGCGGAACUGAUCGAGUCUACGUUCACAAAUAUAUUCCUGGUCAGCGUUUGCCUGAACAUGAUUGGCGGCAGUAUGAUCGGCAUACAGGUGGUCUUGAACUUGAACAACGCGAAGGAUAUCGUAGAACCCUUUGCUAUCUAUAUCGCUCAACUCAUUCAUCUCUUCCUACAAUUCUGGCCAGCUCAAUUUCUAUUAGAUUACAGCAUCCUUCCGUACGAGUCGAUUUGUAGAUCAAAUUGGUAUUACACUUCGGGGAGAUGUCGAAAACUUCUUUUUUUAAUUAUGAAUAGAAGCGUGUUACCAUGUAGAAUAACUGCUGGCAAAGUCGUGCCUUUGACUAUUGCAAACUUUGGCACGGUUCUGAAAACAAUGAUGUCUUAUUUUACGAUGCUGCGUUCUUUCAAUUGACGACUUCAACGCAUUUCUGCAGUUUUUUAAUAAAAUUGUAAAAUUCAUUUACUCAACAUUUACUCGUGGUUUGUCAAUUUCAGCAAGCGAUCGGUCUGGGUUACUUUAAAGAAAUCGAAAAUACGACGAAAUAUAUUAUACGCCAAUAGA